GUUCAGAUAUAGAAUAAUUAAGGCAUCACAAUGUCACAUAGAAGGCCUCAUGAAAUAUACGUCUGGAAACUAUUCAAUUAGGCCAUAGCUAUUCAUCGACCGAAUUUAUCAUGGCAUAUUCGACAAGUUUGGGAUAACAUAUGUGGAUCUGGCGGCAUAAGGCAUUUUUGUGGGUUUUUACUAGUGAGAGAGUUUUGAAAAAUUGUCUUUUGUGGCUCGUGAAGAAACGUGGAAUACAAUAACAAGGUUUUUACGGAGAGAAAAAGCCACAAGUUUUAAUAUUGAGGUUAAUUUUUUCAGCGAAAUAUGGUGUGGACAAAAAAUAUGUGUGCUGAUGUUCUAUGGCUUUGAAAAUACACCUUCGUGAUAAUAUAGCCGAGCCAUAGUCACAAAGUUUUACUUCGUUUCAGCAGAUUUAGUGAUUUUAUCAAAAGCAUAGAUAUCUUAGACGUUAGAGAGAAGUGUUACGAGCAAGGCCAAUGGUGUAUGAAUGAGAUAAAGGAUAUGUAAAUCAAACGAAAAAUGGAUAAGACAAAUAACAUUUAACAGGUAAAAAACACUUCGUCACUGCCAGUCUUCAACUUGACAUAACGGAUAACUUGUGUAGAAAUUCAAGGUCAUUAGAUGGGGAAAACAGCUUAUCAAAAGUUAGAAAAUGAAGAAGAAAAAGAGAAAAAAGUUAACCCUAAACGCAAUGCUAACAUCUUUUCCAAAAUUACCUUCUCAUGGAUGAACAAGAUUUUUGUCAUUGGAAGCAAAAGACCACUAGAAGAACAAGAUCUUUUUCCUUUACUAGAUGAAGAUAAAUCUGAUGUCCUCACUGAUCGUUUAGAGAAGGAAUGGGGGAAAGAACUAAAGAAAAAAGAACAAGGAAAAAGACCAAGAUUUUGGAAGGCAUUAAUGAGAGUGUCGCCGUGGUCGGAAUAUUUCUGCAUCAUCAUGCUUGUAUUAACUGAUAUGGCCAACCGAAUGACCUUGCCUGUUCUCUUAGGCUUUUUAAUAUCUUAUUUAAUGGGCAUAAGAGACCUAGGAGCGUCUUUCAAGUAUAUUCUACCCACUGGAAUAUGUAUCACAUCUUUAGGAAGGAAUCUUGCUCAACAUCAUUAUCAAAAUCGCUCGGCGUUACUUGGAAUGAGAUUUAGAGCAGCCACUACAGGAAUCCUUUACAGAAAGGUGUUGCGCAUGAGUAAAAGCAAACUCGCCAAGAUCAGUUCGGGUCACGUGAUUAACCUUGUAUCCAAUGACAUCCAGCGCCUCGACCUGGCAACACAGAACCUCUUUGCCUCGUUACGAUCUCCGUUUGACCUCGUUGUGCUGGGAAUUCUCUUGUGGAUUCUAAUUGGAUGGCAAGCUGUCACUGGUCUGGCCUUCGCACUCAUUCUCAUUCCCUACGAGGCCGAGAUGACAGGCUGGGUUGCUAAGUUAAGGAUGGAGUCCGCACGCGUGACUGAUCGCAGGCUUGAGGUGAUGAAUGAGAUUAUUUCUGGUAUAAGGGCCGUUAAGAUGUAUGCAUGGGAAUGGCCCUAUAGGGACGCUGUCAAGAAAAUCAGAAGGGCCGAAAUUCUCAUCAUGCGGAAGAUAUACGGUAUUCUUGCCAGCUUUGCCUCGUUACAACAUACCUACGACAGCGUCAUCUGCCUGAUUGCAUUCGUUACUCUAGUUUUCACCGGAACACGCCUUACUCCAUUCAACAUCUUCACCAUGGUUGGUCUUCUAAGCGAGAACAGACGCUCUCUUGUGUACGGGCUCACUGAUGGCAUGCAGCUUAUCGCAGACUGUUUCGCAUCGCUAGAUCGUAUUGAACACUUUUUACUUAUUGAAGAGCUUGCAAAUGGAAAAAAUGGAAGGCAUAGCAAAAAGAAAGACUCGUUCAAAGAUCAGAAGCCGAAAGAAGAAGGCAACUACAUCAAAGCCACUGACUUAACAUGCCACUGGAAUGGACUCAGUGAAUCACCGGUUCUCUCCAAUAUAAACCUGGAGUUAAAGGAUAGCAAACUCGCGCUUAUCACUGGACCAGUCGGCUGCGGCAAGUCCACGUUACUCCUGACCCUAUUAGAAGAGUUGAUGCCUACCUCAGGAGAAAUACAGAGGAAAGGAAGUAUUGUUUAUGUACCACAGACUGCGUGGGUUUUUAGUGGUACAGUAAGAGAGAAUAUCUUAUUUAGCAAGCCAUAUGACGAGAAGAGAUACAAAGAGACCAUCGAGGCUUGUGAUCUGACCAAGGAUAUCGAGAGGCUCCCUGACGGGGACGAGACAACCCUGGGCGAGCGAGGAGCAAGCCUAAGUGGAGGCCAGAAAGCACGUGUUAACCUCGCGCGUGCAGUAUACGCAGAUGCAGAUAUAUACCUUCUUGAUGAUCCGCUAAGUGCCGUAGAUGCUAAAGUAGGCAAGCAUAUUUUUGAGACUUGUAUCUCAGGGAUGCUUAGUAACAAGAUUCGUGUCUUGGUCACGCAUCAGCUGCAGUAUCUGAAGAAUGCUGAUUUUGUUAUGAUUCUUGACAGUAAAGGCACGAUUGAACAUGAAGGGGACUACUUCCAGUUACAGGAAUCGGGGCUGGAUCUCGAUUCCAUUGAAGAAGAACUGCGAAUUGGAAACGAAAAGUAUUACGCAAUACAUGGAGUCGAGUCGACCACCAAGAAAGAGAGCGAAAAACCCAAAGAGCCAGACAUACGUGAGACUACGAGCUCCAAGCCAGUGGCUGGAAAAGGCUUAGCUUCAGUGACAGAGGAUCGUAGUGUAGGGACGAUAUCUGCAGGUCUUUACUGGAGAUACUUCCGGUCUGGUUUGCACGCUGUUCUACUUAUUCUUCUAAUAUUGUUGUUUUUAGUUGCGCAAGCGUCCAUUAUUUCUCCUAAUCUAUGGCUUGUUCACAUGAGUCGCAUGAAGUGGGUCGAACAGAAACAUAAAGUCAAUCUUAUCAUCUAUGGUGCUUUAGUUGGAGGUGCGCUGUCUCUAGCCAUCAUUAGAGGUCUGCUGUAUUAUAUCACUACUCUACGGUGUUCAGAGACACUACACGACAAGAUGGUCUUGUCUAUAUUAAAAUCACCUGUUCUGUUCUACGACACUAACCCAUCUGGAAGAAUCCUUAACCGCUUCUCGAAAGAUAUUGGCAUCGUCGACGAAUUUCUUCCCCCCACGUCCCUGUUAGCUCUACAGUACAUUCUACAGACACUGGCUUCUAUGUGUGUUACGUGUUCUACGAACUAUUAUGCCAUCAUUGGUGUUAUUCCUAUGAUUAUCGGCUUCUUGCUCAUCAAUAGGUAUUAUCUGAAGACAUCAAGAGAGAUCAAGAGAAUGGAGGCCAUCAGUCAAAGUCCUGUCCUCGCUCACAUAGCAGAUACUCUUGAGGGGAUAUCGCUGAUCAGGACUUACCAUAUGGAGAACAAAUUCAUGGAAAAAUUUAACGAGGUGCAAGAUCAUCGAAGUCAGAUUUGGUUCCUAGUCCCUCACAGCGCACGAUGGAUGGGAAUAAGACUGGACUUUGUGUGCACGGCAUUUGUUGCCAUAGCAACGUUCUCGGGCGUGUCAUUCGAGACUGAUGCAGGAACUCUCGGCCUGUCACUAGUCUACGCCAUCAGUACUGUUGGUCAGCUGCAAUUCGCCAUGAGACAGACAGCUGACGUCGAGAACAUGAUGACGUCAGUAGAACGCGUCAUGACUUACACUGAGCUCGAAGAGGAGACUGGGUACCACAUCAAGAAGAAAGCACCAUCUGAUUGGCCCACGACUGGUGACGUCAAGUUCGAGAAUGUUUCUCUGCAGUACUACGAAGGUGGACCUCAAGUCCUUCAAAAUCUUAACAUAUCGAUCAAAGGAGGCGAAAGAGUGGGAGUAGCAGGACGAACAGGAGCAGGGAAAUCCUCCUUGGUAUCAGCGCUGUUCCGAAUGCCCGACCCAACGGGCCAAAUAGUCAUAGACAACCAACAGAUCCUGGAGCUUAACAUACAAAAUGCACGUCGUGUCAUCUCGGUAAUCACUCAAAACCCCACUCUCUUCAGCGGUCCAUUACGUAACAACCUGGAUCCUUUCUCCAAUUACAAUGACGCGGAAAUCUGGAAUGUUCUGGAUCAAGUUGAGAUGAAAGACAAGGUAGCUGACUUGCCGGGGGAAUUAUAUUUUACGCUCUCAGAGUCUGGAAAUAACUUUGGAGUUGGUGAGAGACAGCUUCUAUGUCUUGCGAGAGCGCUCUUGAAUAAGAAUAAAAUAAUCGUCAUGGAUGAAGCGACAGCGAAUGUUGACUUCAAUACCGACAAGAGCAUUCAAGAGACAAUACGAAGCAAAUUUAAUAAUUGUACUGUCAUAACGAUAGCACAUCGUUUGAACACUAUACUUGAUUAUGAUAAGGUGUUGGUCAUGGAGAAAGGUAGAGCAAUGGAAUUUGGUCAUCCAGAUGAAUUGCUCAAAAAUAAGGACGGUUUAUUGACUGAACUCGUCAGGAAUCAAGCAUCCGCACUCAUGUAGUGGAGUACGUGUGUCUUAAAAUUUAGGGUUUUCCGAGGUUGCGCGGAAACUGGUAGCGAAUAGGGCGCGCGCUGAAUCAUGGGGCUGUCUUAAGGGACACCAUUUUUUCAAUAUGGCAGAAAGUUUGACAAACUCUCUUGAAAACCAGACCGAAAAUGAAAAUAAAUGUGACUAGAUUUGAAAAAUAAAACCUGUCGCCCACUAAAACAGCCCCUUUGAUAUAGAGCGUGUCCUACUCGAACCGGUUUUCGUCCGCGUAUACUCAGAAAGGCCAAUACAAAACACCAAUAUCUCCUACCCCUACCCCUACCCCUACCCCUACCCCCACGGGACAACAAUUGUAGAAGUCUCCAUAGGUCUUGGGGAUAUUGUUGUGUUUUGUUCUAACUAUUUUAUUCACCGCAUCCAAUAACCAACAAAUUCAAUUAGAUAUUUUAAUGUAGAAAAAUAUAGAGCAUUCUUAGUCUUAGUUUGACAAGGUUACUCUAUUUUAAUGGGAUAAACUUAUUCGUUCAAUAUCUUAAGCUUGGGGAUCAAAUUAACGGGAAAGUAUAUGAGAAAUUUCUAUUAGAAAUGAGUUAAAAUGGUGUUCCAUAAGAACGUUAUAUUUUUUAAAGGGAUUUCAAAUGGCAAACUCUUAAAAUCGAUAAAUUAUAUAUUACAAGGCAGUCCGGAAAUUUUAAUCUUCCUACAUUCCCCGAUUACAGAUUUUCCAGAACGUUUAAAAUUUCACUAUUUUUCACAAUCUAUUUAACGGAACUAGAGAGAAAAGUCCAUUCCGGAAUUUCUGGGAUAGACAUUGCUCUUACAAGCUUUCUGAUUCAAUAUUACUGAACUUCGUACGCCUGGACUCUUGGACUCCGGAUCUCGGAUUUUUCCGGAUCACGGUCCGAAGAUGAACUAACUUUUUUUUGCAAAAAGAAAAUAAUGAACAAAUAAUGAGCAAUAUUAGAAUAGUUAGCGGAGGAUUAAAAAAUCCUUCUUUGCGUUUAAUAUUUAAGGGAAAAUAAUACAUGAAGUUCCUACCUAUGUUGGUACAUUGUUAUAGAUGGCUCUAGUUCGUUAGGACAUCAAAUGUUAAUGCUUGUACACAAAACUAUCAAUGACUGAUUGAAUUAACUCAAAUAUAUCCAUUGUAUAUUUGAUACGAAUAAAUGAUAUAAGGUAGAAGUUCUAUUUUUAGUCUUUUUCACUUUUCCCGUUAUAUUUGUUCAAUCUUUGUGAGUAAAUAUAGCAAGAGGCGAAUCUUGUGAUUAAGCGUAUUACGUGAUCAUUUCCCGCCGGACAUGAUCACGCGAUAGACCGUAUGUUUAAGAAAUGCCUAUCGUAAUAAAGCAAAUUCAUUUAAAA
This is a messenger RNA of Actinia tenebrosa (Australian red waratah sea anemone), 5811 nucleotides long. Its product is annotated as ATP-binding cassette sub-family C member 4. The record is from RefSeq and is a predicted model, not a curated record. Gene Ontology annotation, biological process: transmembrane transport. Gene Ontology annotation, cellular component: membrane. NCBI's taxonomy places the organism in Eukaryota, Metazoa, Cnidaria, Anthozoa, Actiniaria, Actiniidae. Gene Ontology annotation, molecular function: ATP binding; ATP hydrolysis activity; ABC-type transporter activity.